CAAUUACUCCUUACAGAUUAUCUAGAAGGACGCAGCGAUCUCUGAUGACUAAUACCCGCCUCCGUUUGGCCGGGCUGGUGUCACUUUUGACAGUUUUUAAUUUUUAAUUUGCUCUCUUCUACGAUACUCCGGUUUUUCUUUUUCUUUUUCUUUUUUUUUUUUUUUUCUUUCUUUUUCUUUUUCUUUUUCUUUUUUUCUUUUUUUCCCCCUCUACUAAAAUGCGUGGUCAGGACGAUGAUAUCGCUUCAUAGCUCUAUACAUGUACACCAUCCUCUCACCGUAUACCAGCCCAAACCGGCUCCUAGUAGUGUAUAGGAGCGAACAACAACCCAGUUACACUAUAUUCAUCUCACUUUAACUCUCAAUAGCUUGCGAGAGCAAGCCGUUUGAUUCAAUCCUCCCCCUUUCCCCGUCGGAUCCCAUUCGCGCGGCCCUCAGGGCAGUGCGGGCUCACCAAUCCCGCAACGAUGUGGAUGUCAAAGUCCAACCGGAUGAUUCUCCUCCUUAUAAUCGAUUCUGCAUUCUUCCUCCUUGAACUCGGCGUUGGUUACUCCGUUCAUUCGCUAGCUUUGGUUGCGGAUUCCUUUCAUAUGCUCAAUGAUGUAUUAUCGCUGCUUGUCGGGCUAUGGGCUGUCAAAGUCGCCAACCAGAGAACGAGCUCGAAGGUGUAUACCUAUGGGUGGCAACGAGCAGAGACUCUAGGUGCCUUAGCCAAUGGCGUGUUCCUCGUAGCGUUGUGUGUGUCAAUCUUCCUGGAAGCCAUCCAACGAUUCGUCGAACCACAAGUGGUGAAUAACCCCAAACUCGUCUGUGUCGUUGGUUGUUUUGGUCUUUUAUCCAAUAUCUUUGGAUUGGUGCUUUUCCACGACCACUCGCAUGCCCACGGAGGACAUUCGCAUGGCCAUGGUGAUGGAAUGGCGGCUGUAGACGCGGCGGAGCAGGGCUACAUUCAGGAACCAGGCAGGGAGGUCUUGGCGGACGAGUCCGGAACCGUGGCCAGCGUAAUGCCAGAAAAUGUAAUAGCGAGCUGGUCUGCUGAAGAGCGGGCUGCUACGGAGAACAAUGCCGCCUCUAGUCCUGGGACGAGGUGGAGCGAAUCCAACAAUGCCAUCCACCGUCGCCGCAACUCUCGCCGGUUUAGCGCAUCAUUACAAAGACCUUUCCGCGAUUCGGAAGAUAUUCAAAUCCACCCCGCCAUUCUACGUCGAGAUAUCAUCGAAGCCAGUCGCUUUGACGAGCCGGGUUCUGAAUCAGACGUGGAAUAUCCUUCGAACGACACUCGUCCCUCGGAACGAACGAAUUUAUUAGACGACUACGACGGCACAUCAUACUCCCAGCCAAACGGUCAACAAACAACUGGCAAACCACCCAAGGACCCCAAGAACCACGACUUACAUGGCGGACACAAUCACGCCAAGCCGAAAACCCACGAAGGGAAGAAGGGCCAUUCCCACGGCGACCUAAACAUGCGAGGCGUCUUCCUUCACGUAGUCGGCGACGCGCUGGGAAACAUCGGCGUCAUCGCCUCCGCCCUCGUAAUCUGGCUCACCGACUACUCCUGGCGCUACUAUGUCGACCCAGGCAUCUCUCUCGUAAUCACCUUCAUAAUUCUCGCCUCCGCCAUCCCGCUCUGCAAAGCCGCGUCGCGAAUCCUCCUCCAAGCCGUCCCCGCCGACCUUAGCAUCGACCACAUCAUCGAAGACAUCCAAAGCCUUCCCGGCAUCAUCAGCUGCCACCACCUGCACGUCUGGCAGCUCAGCGAUACCAAUCUCGUCUGCUCGCUGCAUAUCCAAGUCAGCCAUGAUGUUAAGGGCGAAGGGUCGGAGCGAUACAUGGAGCUUGCGCGCCAUGUGCGUGGAUGUCUGCAUGCCUACGGUAUCCACUCGUCGACCAUCCAGCCGGAGUUCUAUCCUGAUAGUGACGAUGAUGCGACUGGCGGGGCGGGAGCAAUGACGUCGUGUUCUCCAAAUAAUGGAGGAGCUGGGCCUCGACAGCGCAGCCCAGGGGGGAAUUUUGUUGACCCUAACUGCCUCCUAGAAUGUGGGGUCGAGUGCCCGGAUGUACGACAGUGUUGUCCCCGUGGCAAAUGAUUUUUUUUUUCUUCAACUUAAUACGCAUGGGCUGUCUUCUUGUUUUUUGACAUAUUGGAUUGUUUUCUGGUGACUACAGCGUGCGGAUAACUUUUCAUUAGCAUACUUUUCAACUUGUUUUAUUUUUAUUUUUAAAAAUCUACUACUAGGUACCCAUUGAUUUUGAGUGACAUUCCCAGCCGAUUCAUUGACUCUGAUUGACAAAUCUACUGUAGUAUAGAUCUCUCUCCGAAGUCACCUCUAUACCCACAUCUGCUUGGUUUCGGUUCAGUGAAAAGCUUAUAUAUCAUCUCUAAUUUUAUGUUAUUUUAUAUUUCAUUAUAUUAUAUUGUAUGGUAUCGAUCCAUGAAGGUUAUGCCACCCCCGGUGGGGACCGAUCAAAAGUAUCCGAAAACCAAUACGGAGGUCAUUCAUAAACGAAACAAUCCCCACCGCGGAGAUUUGAUGCUGCUGGCCCGAGUCUGCCGACGCCCAGUAUAAAGUUCGCUUUCGGGAGCUCUAGAGGAUCGGCAGAGUACGUACUUCACUAGCCAAGCCGUUUCUUUGGAUAUCAGGCCUGCAAACAACUGCUCUGUCCUUUUACUUCUAAACUUCUUCUCUUUCUUUUGCAUUCAUAUCGUCUUCUUUUUCUUGUAAUUCUCCUUCUACUUUCCCUUCUCCAAUUUCUGCUACAUAUGUCGGAGAACAACAACAUAUGAAAGGCCCAUUAUCAAUUCACCAGAGGAACGGCAUGCCCCUGACACCUAGGAAGUCAAUCGUCAUUGAGUCUCUCAUAUGAUAGUAACGCUUACUACAUAAAGGCCCAUCCUCAUUACAGCUUGAGGAAUCGCUAGUUGCAACAGGGAUGGUUUCAUCCAAUCACUUAUCCGUCGUGCCUUGCCUAGAUACCUAAUAAGUUCUGCGAGCACGCAUGUCAUGGCAUUCCAUGACUACGGCGAACACUGGCUUAAGCCAUGAUUACUUCUACGGGCCCCUGCUAGCAGUAACGUGGAGAAUCAUCUAGAGACUGGGCAGCGUCCUUUACGCAGUAUAGCAUCAUCUCCACUGCUUAUUGACAGAAAGGCAUCUGGGCGCCACACUGCCCUUGCUGAGGGCGAGUGUCAGCAUGGAUAUUGGAGAACAAUCCAUCCCAGUUGCAAUCUCUAGACUGUUCACACAAGGGUUAUAUAACCUGCUUGGAAUCCCGUCCUCUUCCUCUGCUGGUCUCUACGCUCAUUACCCCUCAGCUCUCGGAUUCUUGAAAUCCAUCCAAGGCGGCACGGCACCUACCUCCCCCUCAACUUCUCUUACCUAGUAGCUGGGAAUACUUCAAGGCGGUGAUGGUGAUCAGAGCACUAUGUCAGCUAAUAUUAUUUGGUCUGGCAAGUGGGCAGGUUGUCCAACACCCACUUUUACGCACUGUCAAAGAGUUGUAUCCCAGAUUCAACCCAGUUCUACCACCUCCACAGAAAUACAGUUUGUCAAAAUGAACUACAGCUAAGAGUGAAUACUCCAAUCCUCUAUUUUCUUCUUCUUGUUGAGCUUUAUCUUAGGGGCUACUUGGUUUAAAAUACCAGAUUGGGGUGCCCGAUACGAUAGCUAAGGAUGGGUCUGAAUAGAAACGGUCCGUCCUUGAUGACUUAGAUAGAGAUAUGACGUUCCCCUCGAUGGA
Molecule: messenger RNA, 3741 nt
Organism: Blastomyces dermatitidis ER-3
Lineage: Eukaryota; Fungi; Ascomycota; Eurotiomycetes; Onygenales; Ajellomycetaceae
Product: CDF family cation efflux system protein
Exons: 4
Coding region: 468-2090 (540 amino acids)
Biological process (GO): zinc ion transmembrane transport; intracellular zinc ion homeostasis
Cellular component (GO): membrane
Molecular function (GO): zinc ion transmembrane transporter activity
Source: RefSeq, a predicted model, not a curated record